This is a messenger RNA of Onychostoma macrolepis, 2247 nucleotides long. It is a transcript of the gene il26, whose product is annotated as interleukin 26. The record is from RefSeq and is a predicted model, not a curated record. The transcript is spliced from 5 exons. Bases 1271 to 1798 code for a protein of 175 amino acids. NCBI's taxonomy places the organism in Eukaryota, Metazoa, Chordata, Actinopteri, Cypriniformes, Cyprinidae.
UCCUUGUGUGCAUUGUGUGAGACAUUUAACAUACACACACACACACACACAGACAAAAGUGAAAGUUCCCAACACAUACAUACAGUAUAAUGCAAGUUUGAAUGGUUCAACCAGCCGGGGUAUUUUUAACUUUCACCUCUGAUACUAUCAGAUCUUGUGGUUGAAGACAAAGCGAUAUUGGGAAGCUUUUUCCCUUUCAUUCAUAGUGAUUCAGCAUGACUCAGUUCAUCUGAGUCAAGUUAAAUUUGGUCUAGAAGACUUGAUCAAACUAGUGGUCUUCCAAUAAAUGCACGUUUUAACGUUGAACUUCCUCUUGCACCCUCUGACUCAAAUGUUCAUUGUAACUGUUCAUCUUUGAUAGGUAUUUUUAUACUGUGGCAGCUCUUGAGAACGCUUUCUGGGUCAGGUCAAGUUCUUCGCUGAGUUUUGUAGGUGCUGACCUGGUUUGAGAAGGUGAUUAAGCCCUUUGGAAGAGUGGGUUAUACUUUGUCAUGGUAAAACGUGUUUCGGUAAAUGUCAACGAUCACGUAAGUUAUUAGUAACCUCUGCACUAAAUUUGCAGGGGGACUUGAGAAAAGAUUUUUUUUUUAAUUUUUUUUUUUACAUAUAUUUAACUUUUUGUUUGUGAUUUAGGAUGAAUGCAUGUCUAACGUCAUCUUAAAUCAUUUUAGUUUUCAAAUAAUGAAUGAUGGGAUAUUUUGUGGCCUUCAAAUAGUCUAAAUUUGUCGAACAUACAAAUUUAAAGUAUAUAUACUAGAUAAUAUUGUGUAGUUAAUCUGAAAUACUUUAUAAUUAUUUUUUGAACAAAGAAACUGAGAAUAUUUUAUUACAGCACUGACACCAUCAUUUUAACGUUCUAUAUGGUUUAAAAAAAUUCUCACAGUAUUUUUCCAAUAGCUAAACAGUUUCAAGACAGUUCACUAUUCACAUCAAAGGAAAUGCUGUAGGUUUGAAUGCAUUGCAACACAUAUUACGCUCUUGCAACCUAGAUUUCGUCGUCCAGUAAUUGAUCUGCACAAGGCUUUCGUCUCUAGAAUACAAAACCACAUAGGCCAACAGGUGACUGAACUCACAAGGAAAAAUGAGGGCCGAGCCAGCAUGCAAUCCUCAGCAUUUGAGGUUAAAAAGAAACUCCGUCACAAGUGUGGGAAUUUUUUUUUGACAAAGGAUGGAGCUAUAAAAGCUAUGAAUGUCAGUGGUUGUUUAAAGCACACCGAGCUACUGUACAGACUUUACGAUACGUUUCAACCCUCUCUGAAACCGAACCAGGAUGCGGAUUGUAACCUUGCUCGCCCUCUGUGCUGUCCUGUGCUGCUCUCAAGGCCACAAGCAGGAAGAGUGCUUGAACCAGCAGAUCCUUCCACCUAUGAUCAAAGACAUGAUGGAGACUUCAGAACUCAUCCAGAAAUAUCUACCUAGGGACAAUGCACCCUACCACCGAAUAUUAGAAAAACUUGCUCAAAAAAGGUGCUCAAGGAAACUGAAUGUUGCUGACUUCAAACGCAUCCUGGAAAUCUAUGAUGAACAUGUAUUCCAAAAGUUGUGGAAGAACAACACUCAUCAGCUGCCAAAAAUGUUUAUGGCUUCUUUCGCAAGGCUGAAGGACAGGGUGGAGAUCUGUGAGACUAAAGGCAAAAAAACUCUUUCACGUUGCGCAAGAGUGAAUCUUAAAACAAUCGAAGACAAACUUAAGAUGCUGCAGCCAAAUGGUCUCUUCAAAGCACAGAGAGAGUUUAGCAGUGUUUUGGUCUGGAUCAGUAAUGCCAUGGAUAAGAGCAGAACACAUGAGAUCCACUAGCUCUCCACACUGGCACAGAGGAAUCAGGAUUCAGUAUGGAGGCAAAUGCAUUUCUACACACCCAUCCACAGCCAGACACACACACACACACACACCCUGCAGUCGAGGAACCAGGUUCAAAUGAACACAAAUACCAUAAAAAACACUAUCAUUUCCUCUAUCAGUUAUCAACAGACUACUUCCAAAGAAAUGUAUUUGAUUUCCAGACUACACCAGCCAUCAAGUCACAUCCUAGGAUUGGCCUCCCUUUUCAAGGUUAAUUUAACAAAUAUCAGGGAAGCUAUGGCAAUUUUUCACAUAGCAAAUAUACCUAAUGCUUACAUGCAUUGGUUAGACAAGCCAUGGUUACAGAGCUUUUGCAUCAUUUUGGUAACGGCAUUAUGAAAAAAUGUUUUUUAUAUAAAAUGCAUUAGAGUUUAAAGGAUACAGAGUAAUAUAGAAUAAUUGAA